Messenger RNA from Salvelinus fontinalis (brook trout), 12871 nucleotides. Its product is annotated as neurofibromin-like. Gene Ontology annotation, biological process: regulation of GTPase activity. The coding region runs from base 279 to 8603 and encodes 2774 amino acids. Lineage: Eukaryota; Metazoa; Chordata; Actinopteri; Salmoniformes; Salmonidae. The transcript is spliced from 55 exons. The record is from RefSeq and is a predicted model, not a curated record.
UUUGUGUGAAUCAUAUUCUCGCCUACCUUCCACAUCAACAAGCGACGCACGCGCAUCUUUGCUCAGCUAUCUCCUGUCCCUAUCGGUUUCACUGGGAAGACUUCCGGUUGUGUGUCAUGGCGGCAUGGUAAAGCUUGCUCAAAGGGAAAAAUAACCAACCCGUACUGUCUUUUUUAGACAACGGUUUGGGGAUUUAUUUUGGGCUUAACAUCGCCACGAACGUCCACAUUCGUAUUGGGAACGGCAAGGACUCAUUAGCGGUCUCCAUCCGCUCGGCCAUGGCGGCACAUAAACCAGUGGAAUGGGUUCAGGCCGUGAUAAAUAGAUUCGACGAGCAGCUUCCCGUUAAAACAGGACAUCAGAACAACCACACCAAAGUCAGCACAGAGCAUAACAAGGAAUGUCUCAUCAACAUCUCUAAGAACAAGUUCUCCCUCGUCAUCAGUGGCCUCACCAACAUAUUAAAAAAUGUGAACAACAUGCGUAUAUUUGGGGAAGCUGCUGAGAAGAACCUCUACCUCUCCCAGCUAAUUAUCCUGGAUACACUGGAGAAGUGCCUAGCAUCGCAAUCCAAGGACUGCCUACGUCUGGACGAGACCAUGCUGGUGAAGCAGCUGCUGCCUGAGAUCUGUCACUUCAUCCACACGUACCGCGAGGGCCACCAGCACGCUGCAGAACUCCGUGCCUCCGCCUCAGGGGUCCUCUUCUCCCUCAGCUGCAACAACUUCAACGCUGUCUUCAGCCGCAUCUCCACCAGGUUGCAGGAGCUGACAGUCUGCUCAGAAGACACUGUGGAUGUCCAUGAUAUAGAGCUCAUGCAGUACAUCAAUGUGGACUGCUUCAAACUUAAAAGACUGCUCCAAGAAACGGUAUUCAAAUUCAAAGCCCUGAAGAAACCUGCCCAACUUGCUGUCAUUAACAGUUUGGAAAAGGCCUUUUGGAACUGGGUGGAGAACUACCCUGAUGAGUUUACCACGCUCUACCAGAGACCACAGACAGACAUGGCAGAUGCUGCGGAGAGGCUGUUUGACCUGGUGGACAGCUUUGCUGAGAGUGCCAAGAGGAAGGCAGCGGUGUGGCCUCUACAGAUCAUCCUCCUCAUCCUCUGUCCCGAGAUCACACACAUCAUCUCUCGAGAGGUGGUGGAGGAGAGCAAGGCCAACAAGAAGCUGUUCCUGGAGAGCUUGAGGAAGGCCCUAACAGGCCAGGGGGGCAGCAAGCAACUAACAGAGAGUGCUGCCAUCGCCUGUGUCAAACUGUGCAAGGCCUCCACCUACAUCAACUUGGAGGACCACUCAGGCAUCUUCCUCCUGGUGCAGUCCUUUGUGGUGGACCUGAAGGCCUUGCUUUUCAGCCCCACCAAGCCCUUCUCUCGUGGGGCAGGCAGCCAGAAUGCAGACGUGGACCUCAUGAUCGACUGCUUCGUCUCCUGUUUCCGUAUCAACCCUCACAACAACCACCACUUUAAGGUCUGUUUGGCCUCGUCCUCCCCCUCUACCUUUCACUUUGUUCUGGUCAACUCCCUGCACAGAAUCAUCACCAAUUCUGAUCUGGACUGGUGGUCUAAGAUUGAUGCAGUGUACUGCUACUCUGGAGAGCUGCGACUAAUGUUCUCAGACACUCUGAGCCGAGUGAUGCAAGGCCUUCACACACACGCCCCUCAACGCAUGACACCGAGUCUGUCAUUUAAAGAGAAGAUGACCACCAGCCUUAAGUUCAAAGAGAGAACCACAGAUCUGGACACACGCAGCUACAAGUGCCUCCUUCUCGUCCUGGUCAAACUCAUCCACGCCGACCCCAAACUCAUGCUGCACAACCCAGGGAAGCAGGCUCAGGAGACUCAGAGCAGCACAGCAGAGCUGAUCGCAGGCCUGGUGCAGCUGGUGCCCUUGGCCAACACAGCCCAGCUCUCCCAGGAAGCCAUGGAGGCUCUGCUGGUGCUGCACCUGCCUGAGACCAUUGAGCUGUGGAACCCUGAGGCCCCCAUUGAAACCUUCUGGGACAUCAGCUCCCAGGUUCUCUUCCUGAUAUGUAAGAAGCUGAUAGGUCACCAGAUGGUGAACAGUACGGAGGUGUUGAAGUGGUUGAGGGAGAUCCUUAUCUGCAGGAACAAGUUCCUCCUCAAGAACAAGGAGUGUGCCACACAAGGCAGUGGAAUCCCCAUCUGCAGACAGGCCCAGACCAAACUGGAGGUGUGUCUAUACAUGUUUCUGUGGAGCCCUGACACCGAGGCUGUGCUGGUGGCCAUGUCCUGCUUCAGACACCUGUGUGAGGAGGCUGACAUCCGCUCUUCCGCUGACGAGGUGCCCGUCCAAACCAUCCUGCCCAACUACACCACCUUCACAGAGUUUGCCUCCGUCAGCAACAUGAUGGCCACCGGACGCUCCACCCUGCAGAAGAGAGUGAUGGCCUUGUUGAGAAGGAUAGAGCACCCCACUACAGGAAACACUGAGGCAUGGGAGGACACGCUUGCAAAAUGGGAGCAGGACACCAAACAGAUUCUUAACUUCCCCAAAAACAAGGUGGAGGACGGUCAGGAGUGGAUCAACAUGACAGGCUUCCUGUGUGCUCUGGGCGGGGUGUGUCUGUCUCAGCGCAGCAAGUCCUGUGGCCCUGCCACCUACAGCCCCCCCAUGGGCCCCAUGAGCGAACGCAAGUACUCAAUGGUCUCUGUGGGCUCCUGUGAUGUCUCCAACGCUGGAACCUCAGCCACCUGCUCCUCCUCCACUGAGACCCCCCUGGGCAGGUUCCUGGACCGCCUGCUGGCUCUGCUGGUAUGUGGUCAUGAGAGGGUGGGUCUGCAUGUCCGCACCAAUGUCAAGGAGCUGCUGGGGCUGGAGCUCAGCCCGGUCCUCUACCACAUGCUCUUCAACAAGCUCAGGAACAGCAUCGGACGCUUCUUCGACACACAGGGGCCGGUCCCCAUCAAUGAUACUAACACGCAGUUUGUAGAACAGACCAUCGCCAUCAUGAAGAACCUACUGGACAACCAUGCUGAGGGCAGCUCAGAGCACCUGGGACAGGCCAGCAUAGAGACCAUGAUGCUCAACCUGGUCAGGUACGUGCGUAUCCUGGGCAACACGUUGCAUGCCAUCCAGAUGAAGACCAAGCUGUGCCAGUUGGUGGAGGUGAUGAUGGAGAGACGAGACGACCUGUCCUUCUGCCAGGAGAUGAAGUUCAGGAACAAGAUGGUGGAAUACCUGACAGACUGGGUGAUGGGCACCUCCAACCAGGCUGCUGAUGACGAUAUCAAGUGUCUGACCAGAGACCUGGACCAGGCCAGUAUGGAGGCGGUGGUGUCUCUGUUAGCUGGCCUGCCUCUACAGCCAGAGGAGGGAGACGGGGUGGAGCUGAUGGAGGCCAAGUCCCAGCUCUUCCUCAAGUACUUUACCCUGUUUAUGAACCUGCUGAAUGAUUGCAGUGAGGUGGAGGAUGAUGGCCAGCCGGUGGUUGGGAGGAAGAGGGGCAUGUCUCGACGCCUGGCCUCCCUCAGACACUGUACUGUCCUGGCCAUGUCCAACCUCCUCAACGCCAACGUGGACAGCGGACUAAUGCACUCUAUCGGUCUGGGCUACCAUAAGGACCUGCAGACACGGGCCACCUUCAUGGAGGUUCUGACUAAGAUCCUCCAGCAGGGGACAGAGUUUGACACACUGGCAGAGACAGUGCUAGCUGACCGCUUUGAGAGGCUGGUGGAGCUGGUCACCAUGAUGGGAGACCAGGGAGAGCUGCCCAUCGCCAUGGCACUGGCCAAUGUGGUGCCAGGAUCCCAGUGGGAUGAGCUGGCCCGUGUGUUGGUGACGCUGUUCGACUCCCGCCACCUGCUGUAUCAGCUGCUGUGGAACAUGUUCUCCAAGGAGGUGGAGCUGGCUGACUCUAUGCAGACUCUGUUCAGAGGCAACAGCCUGGCCAGUAAAAUCAUGACUUUCUGUUUCAAGGUGUACGGGGCGGCGUACCUACAGAAGCUACUUGAGCCUCUACUUAAAGGGGUCGUCACCACCCCAGAGUGGCACAACAUCAGCUUUGAGGUGGACACAACCAGACUAGAACAGUCAGAGAACCUUGAGGAGAACCAGCGGAACCUUCUCCAGAUCACAGACCGGUUCUUCCUGGCCAUUAUCAACUCCUCCAGCGAGUUCCCUCCGCAGCUACGCAGUGUGUGUCACUGUCUCUACCAGGCUACUUGCCACUCUCUACUGACUAAAGCCACAGUUAAAGACAGAAAGGAAAACAAAAAAGCAGUGGUGAGCCAGCGUUUCCCCCAGGACAGUAUAGGGGCGGUGGGCAGUGCCAUGUUCCUGCGCUUCAUCAACCCUGCCAUCGUGUCACCCUACGAGACAGGCAUCCUGGAUGAGAAGCCCCCACCCAGGAUAGAGAGAGGACUAAAGCUCAUGUCCAAGAUCCUCCAGAGCAUUGCCAACCAUGUGUUGUUUACCAAAGAGGAGCACAUGAGGCCUUUUAACGACUUUGUGAAAAGCAACUUUGAUGCAGCCAGGCGGUUCUUCUUGGACAUAGCAUCUGACUCUCCUCCAAGUGACUCAGUCAACCACAGCCUGUCCUUCAUCAGUGAUGGCAACGUUCUGGCCCUCCACAGGCUGCUGUGGAACAACCAGGAGAGGAUUGGACAGUACCUCUCGAGCAACAGGGACCACAAGGCAGUGGGCAGGCGGCCAUUUGACAAGAUGGCCACCCUCCUAGCCUAUCUGGGGCCACCCGAGCACAAACCUGUGGCCGACACACACUGGUCCAGCCUCAACCUCACCAGCUCCAAGUUUGAAGAGUUUAUGACCAGGCACCAGGUCCAUGAGAAAGAUGAGUUCAAAGCCCUGAAGACCCUCAACGUCUUCUACCAGGCUGGAACCUCCAAGAAUGGCAACCCACUCUUCUACUACAUUGCUCGCAGGUUUAAGACAGGCCAGAUCAACGGAGACCUUCUAAUUUACCAUGUGCUGCUGACCCUGAAGCCUUACUACGCCAAGCCCUACGAGAUCGUAGUGGACUUGACCCACGUGGGGCCCAGCAACCGCUUCAAGACAGACUUCUUGUCCAAGUGGUUUGUGGUGUUCCCGGGCUUUGCCUACGAGAACGUGGUGGUGGUCUACGUGUACAACUGCAACACGUGGGUGAGGGAGUACACCAAGUACCAUGAGAGGCUGCUGACAGGCCUGAAGGGCAGCAAGCGGGUGCAGUUCAUCGACUCGCCGGUGCGGUUGGUGGAGCACGUAGAGGCAGAGCAGCAGAAGCUCCCCGCAGCCACGCUAGCCCUGGAGGAGGACCUCAAGGUGUUCCACAAUGCCCUGAAAGUGGCCCACAAGGACACCAAGGUCUCCAUCAAGGUGGGCUCCACGUCCGUCCAGGUGACGUCAGCAGAGCGUACCCGUGUCCUGGGCCAGUCCGUGUUCCUCAACGAUGUGUACUAUGCCUCUGAGGUCGAGGAGAUCUGCCUGGUGGACGAGAGCCAGUUCACCCUGACCAUGGCCAACCAGGGCACACCCCUCACCUUCAUGCACCAGGAGUGUGACGCCAUUGUCCAGUCCAUCAUCCACAUCAGGACGCGCUGGGAGCUGUCGCAGCCAGACUCAAUCCCCCAGCACACCAAGAUCAGGCCCAAAGAUGUGCCGGGCACCUUGCUGAACCUCGCCCUGCUCAAUCUGGGCAGCUCUGACCCCAGCCUCAGGUCUGCAGCCUACAACCUGCUGUGUGCCUUAACCUGCACCUUCAACCUGAAGAUCGAGGGCCAGCUGCUGGAGACCUCAGGCCUGUGUAUCCCUGCCAACAACACCCUCUUCAUAGUGUCCAUCAGCAAGACGCUGGCCGCAAACGAACCACACCUCACCCUGGAGUUCCUGGAGGAGUGCAUCUCCGGCUUCAGCAAGUCUAGUAUAGAGCUGAAGCACCUGUGUCUAGAAUACAUGACCCCCUGGCUGCUCAACCUGGUGAGGUUCUGUAAGCACAAUGAUGAUGCCAAACGUCAGCGUGUCAGCGCCAUCUUGGAUAAGCUCAUCACCAUGACCAUCAAUGAGAAGCAGAUGUACCCCUCUAUACAGGCCAAGAUCUGGGGCAGCCUCGGCCAGAUAACGGACCUGCUGGACGUGGUGUUGGACAGCUUCAUCAAGACCAGCGCUACAGGAGGCCUGGGCUCCAUCAAGGCUGAGGUCAUGGCUGACACGGCUGUGGCUCUAGCCUCAGGGAACGUCAAACUGGUCUCCAGCAAGGUGAUUGGCCGGAUGUGUAAGAUCAUCGACAAGACGUGCCUGUCUCCCACACCCACCCUGGAGCAGCACCUGAUGUGGGAUGACAUCGCCAUCCUGGCCCGUUACAUGCUGAUGUUGUCCUUCAACAACUCUCUGGACGUAGCAGCUCACCUGCCCUACCUGUUCCACGUGGUCACUCUGCUGGUGGCCACCGGCCCCCUGUCCCUCCGCGCCUCCACACACGGCCUGGUCAUCAACAUAAUCCACUCUCUCUGCACCUGCUCCCAGCUCAACUUCAGAGAGGAGACCAAGCAGGUCCUGAGGCUGAGCCUGACAGAGUUCUCCCUGCCUAAGUUCUAUCUGCUGUUUGGCAUCAGUAAGGUCAAGUCUGCUGCGGUCAUCGCCUUCCGCUCCAGCUACCGUGACCGCUCCUUCUCCCCCGGCUCCUACGAGAGGGAGACCUUUGCCCUCUCCUCCCUGGAGACCGUCACUGAGGCCCUGCUGGAGAUCAUGGAGGCGUGCAUGAGGGACAUCCCAGCGUGCAAAUGGCUGGACCAAUGGACCGAGCUGGCUCAGAAGUUUGCGUUCCAGUACAACCCGUCCCUGCAGCCCAGAGCCCUGGUGGUGUUUGGCUGCAUCAGUAAGAGGGUGACCCACGGCCAGAUCAAACAGAUCAUCAGGAUCCUCAGCAAGGCCAGCCCCCUGCUCAGCAUAGACCGGGGGCUGGAGAGCUGCUUAAAAGGACCUGAUAACUACAACAGCCAGGUGUUGAUUGAGGCCACAGUCAUUGCUCUGACUAAGCUGCAGCCCCUUCUCAACAAGGACUCCCCCAUGCACAAGGCAGUGUUCUGGGUGGCUGUGGCUGUGCUGCAGCUGGAUGAACCUAACCUGUACUCUGCUGGGACGGCCCUGCUAGAGCAGAACCUGCACACUCUGGACAGCCUGAGAGUAUUCAACGACAAGAGUCCAGAGGAGGUGUUUAUGGAGAUCAGGCAUCCUCUGGAGUGGCAUUGUAAACAGAUGGACCACUUUGUGGGCCUCAACUUCAGCUCCAACUUCAACUUCGCACUGGUGGGGCACCUGCUCAAAGGCUACAGACACCCGUCGCCCGCCACAGUGGCUCGCACGGUGCGUAUCCUCCACACGCUGCUGGCCUUGGUCGGAAAACACCUCAACUGUGACAAGUUUGAGGUCAACAGCCAAAGCGUGGCCUACCUGGCAGCCCUGCUCACCGUGUCAGAGGAGGUGCGUAGUCGCUGCAGUCUAAAACACAGGAAGUCUCUGCUGCUGUCUGAGAUGGCCAUGGAGAACAUUCCCAUGGAUACCUACUCUCUGCACCACACUGACCCCAACUGCAGGACACUGAGAGAGUGCCAGCUGUGGGCAUCUCCCAAGGUGUCAGAGCGCUAUCUGAAUGCCUACUACCCCACGAUGGGGCAGAUCAGCCCCCGUACACGCAAGUCCAUGAGCCUGGACAUGGGCCAGGCCUCCCAUGCCAACACCAAGAAGCUGCUGGGAACCAGGAAGAGUUUUGAUCACCUGAUAUCCGACUCCAAAGCACCAAAGAGACCAGAGACCGAGUCUGGCGUCACCACCCCGCCUAAGGUUAGGUGCGUGGCCGAGAACGACUACGAGAGAGACAACCAAAGAAUGGGCCACUCCCACCUCCGCAAGAUGUCUGUGACCGAGUCCAACGUCCUAUUGGACGAGGAGGUGCUGACCGACCCCAAAGUCCAGGCCCUGCUGCUCACUGUGCUGGCCACCCAGGUAAAGUACACCACAGAUGAUUUUGACCAGAGGAUCCUGUACGAGUAUCUAGCUGAAGCUAGCGUCGUCUUCCCAAAAGUAUUUCCCGUCGUCCACAACCUGCUGGACUCCAAGAUCAGCACGCUGCUGUCUAUGUGCCAGGAUACCAACCUGCUGAACCCAGUGCAUGGCAUCGUUCAGAGUGUGGUCUACCAUGAAGAGUCUCCUCCACAAUACCAACCCUCCUAUCUACAGAGCUUCGGCUUUAAUGGACUUUGGAGGUUUGCCGGACCCUUCUCAAAGCAAACUCAGAUCCCAGACUACGCUGAGCUGAUUGUGAAGUUCCUGGAGGCCUUGAUUGACCGCUACCUGCCUGGUACAGAGGAGGAGAGGAGCGAGGAGCAGCUCCGUACCCCCACCUCCCCCUACCCCCCCGUCACCCAGAGCCAGCUCAGCAUCACCGCUAACCUCAACCUCUCCAACUCCAUGACCUCCCUGGCCACCUCGCAGCACUCUCCAGGCGUGGAUAAGGAGAAUGUGAAGCUCUCCCCCAGCGCGGCUCUCUCCACCAGUGGAAGGAUCCGCCAUGGCUCUGCCAGUCAGGUGCAGAAACAGCGCAGCUCAGGCAGCUUCAAAAGGCUUAGCAUUAAGAAGAUAGUAUGAGACAAAGAGCGAUGGAGAGAGCAAAAGCCAUUCGAAGGCCUCUCCUGGCCCACCAUGCCACACAUCUUCCUGCACUCCUCUUUUUACCCUUUUUGUUUUGUUGUUUUCAUGAUGGAUCAACCUGAGGAUCAGUGUUGUUUUGGGGAAGUAGCUGCGUUUGUCUCUUGUGUUCCUUUGGUUGUCAGGCAUCUGGAGCAUUGCAACAUGAGAGAUUUGGAUGGGUGAAGUUAUUUGCGUACAGAAAGUUGGGCCAAGAUUUUUUUAAUUAAUUUUUUGUUCAUUAAAAGGACUGAAACUGUCAAGGUGACUGAAAUAAUCCAUUCAUUCAGUAGUCAUCUUGAUUUUUUUGCUCUUUCUGUUGAAUUCUCAAAGAAUCCAGAUAUCGGUUAUUUAUAUAUAUACACAUACAUGCAUAACUUAUUCAGUGUAAGAACUGGACAACAUGAUGUUUGGUGACUGCUGCAUUAUGUGACAUAGGAAGAUGACUGGGCGAAUCAAUGUAGGCGUCCGUGUUGGACCAUUAGGACAUUGAAAAAAAUAGAGGGAUUUUGAACCUGUAUACUGAAACUGAAGGACAGGCUCUUGCCUCAGCUCCAACCCCACAGUCUACUCCAAACCAACCCCACUACUGCCUCACACCACCACCUCACAGCAAGGCUGCAGCAGCCAGUCGCCACCUCCAUCUAUGCUGGGUUGACCAAAUGUCGUAAGCAAAACCUUCAAACCACAGUCUUAAAACCUGGAUUUGGAUGCAUAUUGUCAUUUUGAUUCUUCCCAGUUGUGUACAUAUUUAUGUAUAUAGAUGUAUAGAAAGGAUAUACUCAAUAAUAAUAAUAAUAAUUGGGUUGUUUUAUCCAUGGUGUGCCUUUGUCAGGGUUUUCCGAUGUGUAUAAUUAUGUUUCAAAUAAAGUGAAGCCUUGGUCUGGAAAAGAACAGGUACUAAUUAUAUAGAGACUAUUAUGUUGACUCUAGGUGAAUGUAGAGGUGCGUUAACUAUGUCAUGAUCAUCAAGUAUACUAUCUCCAAUAAUACCCUGCUGCCUGAAAGUAUUUAACCUGUACAGAUAGUCCUCACUAAAUAUUGAAGCUAUUCUUUUUUAAACAUUUGCCAUGCAAGAAUAUGAAUUUCAAGAUACUGUAUAAACUUGUAAAUAUUUAAAGGCCUUUAUUUUAUUGAUUUGUAUAAUUUUUUCACUAUAUUUCAUUUGGAUUGGUUUACAGUUCUGACCGUGACUAGGAAAAUUAAGUAAUAUGCCAAACCCCAUCAGUAUUAGCAACUACUUGAAUACUUAAAUUGACAUAAUAUACAGUUGAAGUCGGAAGUUUACAUACACCGUAGCCAAAUGCGUUUAAUCCUAGUAAAAAUUCCCUGUCUUAGGUCAGUUAGGAUCAACACUUUAUUUUAAGAAUGUGAAAUGUCAGAAUAAUAGUAUAGAGUGACUUAUUUCAGCUUUUAUUUCUUUCAUCGCAUUCCCAGUGGGUCAGAAGUUUAUAUACACUCAAUUAGUAUUUGGUAGCAUUGCCUUUAAAUUGUUUAACUUGGGUCAAAUGUUUCGGGUAGCCUUCCACAAGCUUCCCACAAUAAGUUGGGUGAAUGUUGGCCUAUUCCUCCUGACAGAGCUGGUAUAACUGAGUCAGGUUUGUAAGCCUCUUUGCUCGCAUGCGUUUUUUCAGUUCUGCCUACUUAUUUUCUACAGGAUUGAGGUCAGGGCUUUGUGAUGGCCACUCCAAUGUCUUGACUUUGUUGUCCUUAAGCCGUUUUGUCACAACUUUGGAGUCAUUGUCCAUUUGGAGGACCAAUUUGCAACCAAGCUUUAACUUCCUGACUGAUGUCUUGAGAUGUUGCUUCAAUAUAUCCACAUAAUUUUACAUCCUCAUGAUGCCAUCUAUUUUGUGAAGUCCACCAGUCCCUCCUGCAGCAAAGCACCCUCACAACAUGAUGCUGCCACCCCUGUGCUUCACGGUUGGGAUGGUGUUCUUCAGCUUGCAAGCAUCCCCCUUUUUCCUCCAAACAUAACGAUGGUCAUUAUGGCCAAACAGUUCUACUUUUGUUUCAUCAGACCAGAGGACAUUUCUCCAAAAAGUAAAAUCUUUGUCCCCAUGUGCAGUUGCAAACCGUAGUCUGCCUUUUUUAUGGUGGUUUUGGAGCAGUGGCUUAUUCCUUGCUGAGCGGCCUUUCAGGUUAUGUCGAUAUAGGACUCGUUUUACUGUGGAUAUAGAUACUUUUAUACCUGUUUCCUCCAGCAUCUUCCCAAGGUCCUUUCUGGGAUUGAUUUGCACUUUUCUCACCAAAGUGCGUUCGUCUCUAGGAGACAGAACGUGUUUCCUUCCUGAGCGGUAUGACGCCUGUGUGGUCCCAUGGGGUUUAUACUUGCGUACUAUUGUUUGUACAGAUGAACGUGGUACCUUUAGGUGUUUGGAAAUUGCUCCCAAGGAUGAACCAGACUUGUGGAGGUCUACAAUGUUUUUUCUGAGGUCUUGGCUGAUUUCCCCAUGAUGUCAAGCAAAGAGGCACUGAGUUUGAAGGUAGGCCUUGAAAUACAUCCACAGGUUCACCUCCAAUUGACUCCAAUUAGGUCAAUUAGCCUAUCAGAAGCUUGUAAAGCUAUGACAUAAUUUUCUGGAAUUUUCCAAGCUUUUUCAAAGCACAGUCAACUUAGUGUUUGUAAACUUCUGACCCACUGAAAUUGUGAUACAGUGAAAUAAUCUGUCUGUAAACAAUUGAUGGAAAAAUCACUUGUCAUGCAGAAAGUAGAUGUCCUAACCGACUUGCCAAAACUAUAGUUUGUUAACAAGAAAUUUGUGGAGUGGUUGAAAAAGGAGUUUUAAUGACUCCAACUUAAGUGUAUGUAAACUUCCGACAUCAACUGUACAUCAAAAUAUUGCUGUUGAUCACUGUUCAAGUCUACCACCUGUCUUAAGAUUGUGUGAUACAGAGUUGAUUUUAUUGAAGUUCUGGUUUGAUAAAAUUCCAAUACGUUUUCCUGAUUUCCUACUCACAUACACAGAGGUGUCUCUUCUCUCUGGUUGAAUGAAUUCUACCUGUGAGUUAUCUCCUAUGGCCAAAUGAAAAGUAGUGAGGGGAAAUGAGGGCGGCCAUUACUUUGUCUGAAAGUCAUUGUUCCUCUAAAGUACCAGAGUCAUUCACACCCUUCCUCUUGAUCAUAACUUUUUCAUUUAUGCAUAUCAGUAAGGCUAUAUGGUGGAAUCUCCACCAUUACACCGCGUAUACCCAUCUAGAUUCCUGACCCUUAGUGUCUGCAGACAUGGAAGGGUUGGGAACGGCUGUUAAUGAACAGUCAUUGGGACAGGACCUCAAUCCCAGAUGCCCUUGCGUCAGAUCCAGGGACACUGCACCAAAGACUAGCUUGCACUAUGGGAAAGGAUAAUGAUGAUAUCCAUUGAUUCAAAACAUGUUUUAGAAAUGUUGCUCUUAAUGAAUAAUGAUUACUUUUGUGUGUGUGUGUGAGUGAGAGAGAGUGUGCAAAACUGUCAAGGCAAAGGGUGGCUACUUUGAAGAAUCAAAUAUAAAAUGGAUUUGGAUUUGUUUAACACUUCUUUUUGGUUACUACAUGAUUCCAUAUGUGUUAUUUCAUAGUUGUGAUGUCUACACUAUUAUUGUACAAUAUAGAAAAUAGUAAAACUAAAUAAAAACCCUGGUAUGAGUAGGUGUGUCCAAACUGGUACUGUAUCUCAGAACUUAAGAAGGGUACCAAAUGCAAUUUACACAAUUGGAUAACAAGGAAACCAAAUAAAUGCAUAAAUAUUGUUUUUGAAUCCAUGUGACAACUAAGAUUAGACAACUGUCAGGGCAAAUAGCUUGGAUGAAUUAAUCAACAGAGUAACCGUCAGAACAUGUCAGUUUUCCAUAGCCGCCUUCAGGAUCUAGAAUGGCCUUUUGGUGUCCAUUUGGGAUGACAAGGACAUAUAUUGCGAGUAACCAUAGACUCUUAAAUGAGUGAUUGGCAUGCACUAUUCUGAUUCACAGGCAAGGGUUUUGUGAAGUUAAAUAUCAUAAAAUGUGGCAUGUUUUAUUUGAGGUGCAAAAUAUUUUGUCACUGGAGUGUUGUUCCGAAUGUUUUUCUUUAAGUGGUAUAUUCACAUUUUGUGUACAAUUUGAAAAUUGUAUAUUUACUAUACUGUAAAUACUUGUGAUAAUAUUGUAUAAUUUCUUUUUUUGUAAAGCAGUAAUUUACUGUAUAAUGUGUAUAACACAUACAUUUAAUUAUUCCAUUGUUAAUAAAAGUUUUGCUCUCCACUUAAAAGCCA